Naumovozyma dairenensis CBS 421 is the source of this 666-nucleotide messenger RNA. It is a transcript of the gene PBA1, whose product is annotated as Pba1p. NCBI's taxonomy places the organism in Eukaryota, Fungi, Ascomycota, Saccharomycetes, Saccharomycetales, Saccharomycetaceae. Bases 1 to 666 code for a protein of 221 amino acids. The record is from RefSeq and is a predicted model, not a curated record. Gene Ontology annotation, biological process: proteasome assembly. The transcript has a single exon.
AUGAAUCCAUUAUUUCCCGAAGAUCUUUUGCCAUUAGUUUCAGUAAGUAACAUUAGCACGACCUUGACUUUGAACCCAGAUCAACUCAUGGGAAAUGAAGGUAAGCAUUCGUGGAAUUAUAACGAAAAUUUUCCAAAUGAAUUUGAUCCAUCGGAUAAAGACAUGAAAUCGUCAGAAAAAUCAUACGAUUUCAACUUCCCCAUUUUUGCCAUUGACAGGACUUUAGUAAUUUCCAUUCAGGAAAACUUCUUGAAAAUAUCCCCAAUCUUUUCAAAUGUGAUCAGUCAAACUCUAGUACAGGCACUCCCAUUAAAUAAAGAAAUACUAAUACUUGGAACUUCAGAUAGAGUUGCUGUUAUGAGAAAGAUCUCGAACGAAAUCGACACUUUGGAGCCACCUGAAUUUGUUACAGGCUUCAUUGGAUCAUUAAUCACCGAAUUAAAUUUACAUAAUGCUAAGUAUAAUUUUGAUGCCAUUAUUGUCCCUAGUGAAGGCCCAACUGGAUUUGAAAAACUAAAUUUAACAAUAAUGCAGGAUUUAAUAGAUAUCUUCAAAAAUGAAUGGAACUACCUCAAUAUCGAUUCAAAAGUAUAUACUGAACAAUGUUAUCGUCACUGGAAAUUAGCAGGUGCCGCAAUAGGUGCACAAUCUGGCCUUUACAUAUAA